Molecule: messenger RNA, 750 nt
Organism: Lichtheimia ornata
Lineage: Eukaryota; Fungi; Mucoromycota; Mucoromycetes; Mucorales; Lichtheimiaceae
Exons: 3
Coding region: 1-750 (249 amino acids)
Biological process (GO): maturation of LSU-rRNA from tricistronic rRNA transcript (SSU-rRNA, 5.8S rRNA, LSU-rRNA)
Cellular component (GO): cytosolic large ribosomal subunit
Molecular function (GO): RNA binding; structural constituent of ribosome
Source: RefSeq, a predicted model, not a curated record
AUGGCUGGCACAACGGUGCCAAAGCAACAUGAGAUUCAAGUACCCGAGACAUUGUUGAAAAAGAAGCGUACGGAUGAAAGAGUAAAAGAACAAGCCCUUCAAGCCAAGCAAGCUGAACAAAAGCAACGAGCGGUCAACCGUCAACUUGCAUUCAAAAGAGCAGAUCAAUACGUCAAAGAAUAUCGACAACGAGAACGAGAUGAGAUCCGACUACGUCGUCAAGCCAAAAGCGUUGGCAACUUGUACGUUCCUGCCGAUCCCAAGCUGCUGUUUGUCGUGCGUAUCAAGGGUAUCAAUGAUAUCCAUCCACGUGUUCGCAAAGUCUUACAACUCUUUCGCCUCUUGCAAAUCAACAAUGGCGUCUUUGUGCGUUUGAACAAGGCAACGGCGCAAAUGUUACAAAUCAUCGAGCCCUAUGUCACUUAUGGCCCUCCCAAUCUCAAGACCGUACGUGAACUCAUCUACAAGCGAGGAUUCGUCAAGGUGGAUGAACAACGUAUUCCCAUCACCGACAACGAUGUCAUUGCAAAACAACUCGGCAAGCUGGAUAUGAUUUGUGUGGAGGAUGUGAUCCAUGAGAUUUAUACGGUGGGUCCCCGUUUCAAAGAGGUCAAUCGCUUCCUGUGGCCUUUCAAGUUGAACAAUCCUACAGGAGCAUGGGAAAAACGCAAGUUUCGGCAUUAUGUGGAAGGUGGUUCAGCCGGUGAUCGUGAAAAGGAUAUCAAUCGAUUAGUGCAAUCCAUGAUUUGA